UGGACAAUCAUGACAAGUGACGUAUGACGUAUGCCUUUGACAGACGGCGAAUUCCAAUUUUUAACAAACGUGAAAACUUAACCCUUUGAUCAGAAUUUUCAGAGCUUUAUGGCGAUGUUAGUGUGUAAAAUUUACCGAUUUUACAUACAGUAGUAUGGAUAUAGAACUUUCUUCUAAUCAUCUGGAUGGGCAUUUGCUAAAAUGGAUAUAAAUAACGUGUGGGACAUUGAGUUUUUAGACCUGAAUGGUAUGGAUGAAGCAGAAAAACUACAGCUAAGGACAUCAUUGCAGCUACUUGAUCCAUGUGUGCAAUUGCCUUGGGUAAGAGUCAGCAAGAAGACCACAGCAAACAGCUCGUUACCCAAAGAGGAACACUUCCAGCAGGGUACUGUCAUCCCAAAUGCAGCCCACCCCAGCCCACAAACAGCUGCACCUUUUGCAGUCAUACAGCCAACGGCCAUACCAUCACCCAUCUUGGGCAAUGUCUACUUGAACAGCGAACAUGCUGUACAACCAGUGGUCGUACCAGCAGCAGUCGUACCAGGGUACACGUCGCCGCCGAACCUGGUGUAUAUUACCUCGCCGGUACCGCCACCAACGGUCGGAGCUUACGCACAGCCGGUGAUCGUUACAGGGGCGCAGAAAAUUGUUCCACAAACAAAUAUCACUCUGGCGUACAAUCAACCUUCAGCUUACCAAGAACCCAUUCAGCAUGUGCACAAGCAACCUCAACAGGUUUAUAGUCCUCAAAAUGGCGUUGUACUAGUUGAAUCAAAUAGCACAGAACAUAUGCAGACAAGUGUACCUCACGUUAAAAGAGAAGCAGCUGAAGUACAGCCAAUUAAGGUAGAAGUUGAAACUCCACAGAGUGCUCCAGAACAAGCUUCUGCUGUGCAGAUUCAACCGGAAGUCUUUCAAAAUGGGAUGAAAACUGAAACUGUCAAUAGUCAACCAGCAGGCAAGUCAUGGGCCAGUUUGUUCAAUGACAAAGCAAAAAUGAAUGCUGCAAAUCAGAGUCCAGUGACAAGUCAGAGUGACAUAACUAUUAAUCAAUCUGUAAGGGAGACAUAUGAUAAGGAUGCAACAGAUUGUCCAUUUAAGCGACCCAGAACGGCAGAGUUUCUUGAUCCGGUCUGUUAUCGCAUUGCUGAAUUUUUGACAUCACAUGUUGUAGACGGAAAAGCGGUGAGCUUACAGCCAAGAGGUCUUCUGAACAAAAGCAACUAUUGUUAUGUAAAUUCCAUUUUGCAAGCUCUUAUUGCAUGUCCUCCAAUGUACAACAUGCUUAACAGCUUAGCGCAAAAUGUUAAGCUUAAUUCUAAAAGGAAACGCACUCCAUUUAUCGACGGGAUGUGCCGUUUCGUGAGAGAAUUUAAGCACUUGCCUGCCAAUCAAAGAGUGACUAGCCGUAGAUCAGAUGGAAAGAACACUAAGAAGGAUCAAGGGAUAAUGGUCAAUACUGAUGUGCCCUUCGAACCAUUGUGGAUCCAAAAAAUGUUGAAUGCUGGUAGACAGGAGGAUGCAGAAGAAUUUUUGGGAUUUUUAUUGAAUGGGCUCAACGACGAAAUGCUAGAGGUCAUGAAAUUGAUUAAAUCCGAAGAUAACCAAUCAAAAACAAUAAAAAUUAAUGAAGAUGACGUUGAUAAAGGAUGGCAGGUGAUGGGACCAAAAAACAAAGGUAGCGUCACCAGGCGUACAGACUUUGGAAGAACGCCAAUCAGUGAUAUAUUUGGUGGUUUCCUGCGAUCCAGAAUACAUAGAACUGGUGAUCUUAUCACUGAAAAUAUUCAGCCAUUCUUUACGCUACAGUUGAAUAUUGAGAAAGUAGCAACUGUUAGAGAAGCCCUGGAGGCGUUAGUCACUAAAAACCAAUUGGAAGGACUGACGUCACUUAAGACCAACGAGGAGGUGGAAGCAUGGCAACAAGUUGUGCUAGAUGAACUGCCUGUGAUACUUAUACUUCAUCUGAAGUGCUUUGACUAUAAGAUGCAUGAACGUACUGGAUGUACAAAGAUUGUCAAAGCACUUGAGUUUCCUAUUGACUUGAAGAUUGACUCUAAACUGCUGUCCUCAAAGAGCCUGACACCUAAAGAGAAGCAAUACAAACUGAUCGCUGUGGUGUAUCACGACGGCAAAGAGGCUACGGCCGGCCACUACGUGACGGACGCUUUCCACGUUGGCUACGGCUGUUGGUUGCGUUACGACGACGCCUCCGUCAGAUCGGUUUCUGAGGAGCAGGUACUCAGGCCCCAGGGGAUCAGAGUGCCAUAUCUGCUCUUCUACAGGCGCAGCGACACCAUCAGGAAGUGAGGUAGUACCCCGGUGGUGUGGAGACGGACACCUGGUGAUUGUGGAUCAGUUCAGGUCAAAUGGCAGCACCAGAUGCUGGAGAAGCUUACUCCUAGUGAAGACUUCGGGGUAACAUGUAAGUUGGAUCACUCGCUGGUAGAAUCGGUCAUUACCUACUUGGUGCAAUAAAUCUGCUAAGGCUAGGUAGAUGUGAAAAAUAAUAGAAGGUGAAUAUGCGGAUAAUCUCUUGAAAUCGUAUACGACACAGAGAUACAAGACCAGUUGGUAAGAGAAAUGCUCCCCAGAGAAACAUGCCUCCAAUCGACGUCAGACAACAGUACUUUUUUCCAGCUAAAGGGUCAAAUUUUUUAGAGAUAACAUUAAAGCAGAUAUUACACAGGGCGUAAAGAAUUAAUAGUAACAACACCAGAAGCUCUCGAACCCUUAAAACCCAUUACUGUAAGGUGAAUGAUACAUGUUCAUUACUUACUGUACUCGGUACCAUCUGCAUUUAUUGGUUGAUACGUUAGUGCCAGUGGAAUCUACGUAACCUUAUAUAUCAAUAAAUAUUGCCGAAUCACGGUGAAUACUGAACAUAACAUUCACCUCACAGCUUGUGUGUGUGAGAAGUAGGGCCGUAUGCUUCGUUCUUCAGCUUUCGUCUGCCGCGCGCAUGACGUCACUCACAGGACUCAGUCGUUUAGGAAGAUUGAAAAUCGUGCCCAAUUUCUCCGAAAUGCAUUUAUUUUCGAGGUUACAACAAAAGUUUAACACAGCAAGUGUUUACAUUGAUUUUAUAACCUAGAUAUUGAAAUUUACUUUGAUUUUUGGUAUUUUUAUCAGGAUGUAAAUACUACUUUGUUUUAUACUGUGAAAUUAGCUCUUUAACGCUUUUGACUUGAUCCUUUAUGAAUGUUGCGAAAUACAUAGGAGUUCAUUGAGAUAUUAGGAUAUACACAAAAACAACAAUACAGUUAAGUUUAUUCAUGCAGUUUAUAUAUGCAGACACAAAGAACCAUGGGUGUUCACAAAAAAUAUAGAAAACAUUGUAGAAAAAAUGGGUGUAUUUCAGUAUACAUAAUUUAUUUCAUAAUAACUAUAAAUCCUGUAUGCUUAACCCAAGAUUUUUUUUCCUUUUUUGUUCCACGGCUACUUUGAUGCUUAAAAGAUUUGUAAGUUCUUUGAUGUGAAAGAAACAGUAGUCAUCUUGAUUUUAUAUGGCAGUGAAUAUUACUAUACUUCGGCAGAUGCCACAGAUGAAAAUUGCUUAUGAGUAACUAUCCUAUCAUCAUUACCUUUAAGAAACACCUGUUAAGUUCUUCAGUUUGAGGCAUAAAAGUUAAAUAUGGAUUUGUUAAACGAUCCUCACUACAGGAACAUUUUAACCUGUCAUCUCUAGAACUUCUUUUUUUCACCAUUGCUUCAGUGUAACAACUGCUGGAAAUGGAAAACUCCACUUCAAACCAAACCUAUAUGCUCUAGGGUCAGCAGCAUCCAAAACAAUAUUUGACAUUUCACUAAUUGAUAGGUUAUUGUUUUUGGACUGUCCAUUUUUCUUAUUUGGUUUUCACUAAAUACUUCUUUAACCCCAGUAACAGAUUACUUAACAGAUCAUGUUUGUUUGAAUCUUAGGAAAAUAAUAUAUAAGAAAUUUAUGAAUACAUUAUAUCAAGUUUUCUAAAUUAUAUGAAAAUAAUAAUCACCCUAUUUCAGAUGUAGUAUUUGACUUCACCAACGCUUUCAUCACCAUAGUAUGAUCUGAGAAUUGGCCAGCAGAAUUAUCAUCCUUAUUUUUUAUUAUUUCAGGCUCAGGUACUUUUUUCACCCCUGUCAUGCAUAAAGAUAAAAUUAUACAUCCAAAUAAAAGUUUAAGAACCCACCUGACUUUGGUCAUGUCUUGCUUUUGUAAGCACCUUCCCAGUUUUCCCAGCACCAAAUGUCUAAGGUUCAUGUGGUGAAAGAGACGGAUAAAUUUUGUGUAGAAAUACCAACAUCUUUUAGUCCACGGUAAUUUUGGAUGUGAUGAUGUGAUGUGUGAUGUGAUCUUACAGUUUUAUAGCUUUCACAAAAAUGUUUCGAACAAAUUACAGCGUUUUUUAUGUUAACAUAUCUAUACCUGUGUAAAACUCAGAAAACCACCGAAAAGCCAACUAUAAGCAAGGUUAGGAGAACGCAAAUAAUUCUGUGAGUGACGUCAUAAUCCGACAGGCGCGCAAGAAUGACCGCAAACCAUGCGCAAUAGCCUUCUUCACUGUAUGUGAGUGUGAAGGAUAAAUGUAAUUCGUAAAUAUUUAACCCAUGCUAAAGUAUAUGCACUAACUAUUGCACCUAAGGGAUCAAGUAUUGUUGCGCCCAGUGAAUAAUCUAUACAUUAAAAUCUCGUUUCAUGUAGGCACCACUCACUUUGUAAACCGGGCAUAAUAGUGCAUGGAUUAUGAAUGCACUAUGAAUAUGCGGCUUUGAUGCUUGUACAAUUUUUAAAAAUUCGUCGAAAUAUUCAGUUUCGUUCAGUAUUUCUCAAAAAAAUUCAUUUGUAUCUCAAUAAAAGGAGCACAUCUUAAAACAUUUUAUAAGAACUUGAUAUUUAUUCUUGUUUUUUAUAGUACAUAAAUGAAAGAUUGCCGAGAUAAUCAGAGACAGCCUUGCAUGAUGAACUAAAGAUUUUAUCACAGUGAUACAAUCAAAGGAACCAACGACUUACCUGUAGGAAGUUUGUUCCAGAUUAUAUGAGCUAUACUCGUCCAAUUAGAUCACACACGUAGUAACACCAUUUAUGCUUUGUCGAGCACAUUUUUAAAGGUACCCCGUAUACAAACAAAAUACCUAUCUAUCUUGCGUUUCUUAUCGGCCCAGGCAUAUGAAUCAUUACACUGUUGAAGUCGAACUUCAAAAGAGUAAUUACCCGGGAAGGGUUCAGGGUGGGAAUCUAAUUGGACGAGUAUAGCUCAUAUAAUCUGGAACAAACUUCCUACAGGUAAGUCGUUGGUUCCUUUGAUUAUACUUCGCUAUACUCGUCCAAUUAGAUCACACACGUAGUUAUUGAAAGUAAUAAUUACUCUUUUGGAACUCUUGGUAUUGCAAAUAAAUAAUAAUCAAUGAUUUCACUGUAAUAGACCCACUUUUUAUUGCAAAACUUAUUUUAAUUCAAACCAUAUGUAUUCAAAUACUUUUAAUACUACUAACAUAACAUUCUUAUUAUAUAUAUAGGAAAAAAAAUGCCUUAAUGUAAGGCCUAUAUCCCUAACUAUAUACUAGCUUUUAUUCAUUAACAUAGACUCCAAAAAAUUUAAUUCACUUUGCAGAGGUCUGUUAUAGAACCUAGCAAAUACUUCUGACUUUUUCGUCCAACCAGCUAAAUUCUUAAUACUAUCAAUGUUCAUUCCCGCUCUAGCAGCCGCUGACGUUGUUGCAUGUCUGACACUAUGGCUUUUAAAUUGGUCAGUAUUUAUACCGCUGUUUUUCAUUACAUCUUUUAUCCAGCGACUUAUAGAUUGCGGAGAUGCUAUAUGAACAGGAUUCCGAUAGGUUAAAAUUAAAUAUUCUUCGUUUCCCCUAAUUGGUUGAGUUAUUUCCAAAUACCUAAUUAAUGUUUUUACAAUACAUAAAUCAGGACGUUCGAUAAAUAUAUCAAAUUUCAGCACUGGCUGUUGACGAUUAUAAUUUGAUGUUUUUAGCAUAUCGGUAAUAUAAAUAUCUAUACCGUUCUCCCUAUGUACUAUAUUUUUAACUUUAAUUUUAGAGAUAGUUUGUAUUCGAUGCCCAGAAGCCAACGUUAACAAAAUGACUAACUUUUCUAGUGACAAGGUUUCUAAUGGAUACCAUUUUUCAAUAUAAUCCAAUACUACUAUAGGAUCCCAGGUAAUAUUAUAUUUAGGAAAACUAGGUUUUUCCCGAAAGGCACCUUUCAAAAAACGCUUAAUUAAUUGCUCAUCUGUAGAUGAGAUAUUCAAAAUUAAAGAUAAGGCAGACUUAUGAGCAUUUAAUGUGGCAAAAGAAAUAUCUGUCUCAAAGAGAAGGCUUAAAAAGGAGAUAAUAUGACCAACACUUGCGACGUAUGGUCUCAGUCUAUUUUCCUUACAGUAAACCCACCAUUUACGGAGAGUACCACUAUAUUGCCUCAAUGUAGAUUCACUUAAUGAUUUAAUCAUUAAUGGUAUAGCUUCUUCAGGGACUUCUUUUUCUAUAAAAGAUCCCCGGAUAAUAUCGACGCCACUAGGGGUAUGUUCUUCCAAAAUGGAUGGCUGGUUCUAAAUGGAGAUAAAAGUAAGUUUUUAUUGGGUUUAAAAAUUAAGGGUUUUGUUGACGAAAGUCUUAGAAACAAAGAAAACCAUGAUUGAUUGUGCCAGUAGGGAACUACAAGUAUUCCUCUAGAUUUAUCUUUAAUUAGUUUAUUCAAAACCCGUCCAAUUAUGGGAAAAGGAGGAAACGCGUAAAAUUUCCAGGAUUUAUCCCACUUAAUUGUAAAUGCAUGAGAUGUUAAGGCUCCUGGAUCUUUCAACCAUGAAAUAUAUGUAUUACAUUUAGCAUUUAUCCUAGACGCAAACAAAUCGAUAUUAGGCUUACUAUUUUAGAAAAAUUCUUACUAUUUAACGAAUAUUCCAUCUCAAUAUUUAAAAUUCUCGAUUGUUCAUCAGCAAUUAUAUUAUCUUUGGAUGGUAUAUAUGAAGCAUAUAGCAUUAUUUCCCGUUUUUCGCACCAUAGCCAUAUUUGUCUACUUAUAUUACUCAAUUUCUCAAAUUGUAUGCCUCCCAUUUUAUUUAUAUAGGCUAUGGCCGUUUAUUGUCUACACGCAGAAGAAUGUUACAGUUUUUUGACUCUGAAGCAAAACACUGCAAUGCAUAAUGAAUAGCCAAAAGUUCGAGAAAAUUAAUGUGAUGUUUCAUAUCUUCUUGAUCCCAAAACCCAUGGGUAACUUCUGUAUUACAUGCAGCGUCUGUAUAAAUUUCGUAAGCAUAUUCUUUACUACCCAAAUCAUUAAAAGAUGUGUCUAUUGUCUGUUUCCACCACAAUAGUUCCCUACAAAUAAUCUUUGAUACUAUAAUUUUAGAAUUAUAACUUCUAAAUACUCUUUAAACUCAAAAAUUUUGCUCGUUCUAAUCUCUUAAUAUGCAACCAUCCGUAUUGUACAACCGGACAAGCUGAAACUAACAAUCCAAUAAUACUUGAUAACUCUCUUAUUUUACAUGUUCUCUUCCUAACAAAAGUAUUAAUUGCAUUUAAAAUUGCCUGUUUUUUAUGUUUGGGAAGAUAAAAUGUCAUGUUCUGACUAUUGUAAACAUAUCCUAAAUAUUCACAAACUUGACUCGGGUCAAUUUUUGAUUUUUUAAAGUUUAUUAAAAAACCCAAUUUUCUCAAAGUGGACAACACUAUAGCUAUACUCUUAUCUACUUCACUUUUAGUUUUUCCUAGCAGUAAAAUAUCAUCCAAGUAAAUUAUACCCAGGAUUCCGAGUUGCCUAAAAUAAUUAAAUAUUGGUUUUAAAAGCUUAGUAAAAACAUAGGGUGCCGUAGAUAAGCCCAUAGGCAAGAAAUUAAAUUCAAGCAGUUUUUCCGCAAAUUUAAAUCUAAGACAUUUCUUAUCUGUAUUAUUUAUUGGUAUCAUAUAAUAUGCAUCUUUUAAAUCGAUUGUAGCCAUGUAGAUAUUUCGAGAAAUUAAAUCUUUAACAGAUUUAUAAUUAUCCAAUUUGAAAUGAGGUGCUUUUAAGGACUUAUUGAGAUACUUUAGAUUUAAUAUAAAACGUUUUGUUUUGUUGGCUUUUGGUAUAAGAAAAUAGGGAGAUAAAAUUUGGGUCUCUACUGGUUGACAUUGACUGAUUACUCCCUUAUUCACUAAAUCCAAGAUGGCAGUGGAAUAGUGUCUUAUCUCAUCUUCCUGCAUUUUCUUUGGAAGAUAACUAUAUUGAAAAGGAUUUUUGAAAAAUGGCAUCUUAUAUCCCUUGACCCACGACAAAAUGGUCUUAUCCUGAGUAAAUUGCAGCCAAUUUGCCAUAUAAUGUUUUAUUCUGCCACCAUAUACACUGGUACCCACCUCUAUUUCUGGUAAUUGCGUCUCUGGUACACUUUGUCGUGGCCAUCCUUCCCUUGGGCCCGGUCUCUUCCUUGAGGGCGACCUUUCAUUCUUCCUUUGUGGAAGUGAGGCUGGUAGUUUAAAGAUACCGAAGGUCUCUGCAUGAGGUUACCUCUGAAGGACUUAUCAGGAAAAACGUUAUUUGAGGUAGAUGGCAGCUGUCUUGACGAAGAUGGAUGAGCAUUCUUCAUUUCUUUCCCCGUUCUCCAUUGGGCCUUAACCUCUUUGAAUUUAUCGGCAAAAUUUCUACCACACAAAAAUUCGUCAGGUUUACUUUCUCUGACGAUUUUCUUCACUGUAGAGUUUAAGUGCCCUUCUACGUGAUAUUUCCGGUUUGUGGACAUCAUGUGGAAAACGCCACACAAAAUUUUGCCACCGUCCACCACACUGGGUAACAUUUUGGAUUUAAAAACCAUCGAGGCUGCAUCCGGUGCUGCUACAUCUUCUUUCAACAUACCAUCAAUUACCCCUGCGAUGGCAGCCAGUGCUACGCCCACAUGCUUCUGAAUAGUAGAAACAUAUUUGUCCUCUUUUUUGACAGGAUCGCCUAAGGUUGCUUCCAAUUCCGGGUUCAACAAAGGGGCUCGUAAGUAAGGAAUAUUUUUGGGAAUCAGGUAUUUUUUGUCCAACUCCUCCUUGUCCGAUUUCUCUAAACCUAAUGUCACGUACUUGGUCCAUCGAUCAGCCAGAGAUUUGUGAACCUCGCUUCCUAAUACUGGCUCACUUCCCGACGGAAUUUCGCCCAGGAGUCUGAGAAUUUCCGGAUUUUCAUCUUGAGAUUGUUCUUCAACUACAGGAGGAGACCUCUCUGCCUCAUUGAUUAUGACUUCUGGCUCUAAAUGUGUAUACGUUUGUCCCGUACUAUAUACACUGCUUAUACUUCCUGAUGAAUCAGAAUCCGAGCUGGAUUCACCUAAAAAAUAUUAUACAGUCCUCACCUACUUGCGCAUGCAAUAUCCUUAACAUAUUCUGUAGAAUAUGUCCUGGGUUUAACGGUUUUACCCUAUUUAUAUGUUUUUCACGUUAUGUGAAAACUGCAAAAGGCUUUAACGGUUCUAGCCCAUUCUUAAUACAUUAGGUUUAACGAUUUUACCUAAAAACAACUUACUAGUGCUCUUACACCUAUCACCUCGCCGACUUUUCUUGUCAAUUUUCUCUAAACUCUUAAUUAGUUUUCGCCGUUUUCUCUCCAAUCUUGCAGCAUCACUACUUGUUUUUCGCUUCGGCAUUUCACGAAUUUCCACCAAAAUGUAAAUAAACCGGUCCGUACUCGACGAAGCACAACAGUGUAAUGAUUCAUAUGCCUGGGCCGAUAAGAAACGCAAGAUAGAUAGGUAUUUUGUUUGUAUACGGGGUACCUUUAAAAAUGUGCUCGACAAAGCAUAAAUGGUGUUACUACGUGUGUGAUCUAAUUGGACGAGUAUAGCGAAGUAUAAUUUAUAUUUUAUACCGUGAAUUUUGCUUGUUGCUUGUCCUGCUAUUGCGCGUAACUGAGUUUUGGGAUCUCUUGUUCAAAUUGUUCAAAAAUGUAUAUUCGGUACUACGAUCAGAUACUUUUGAAACUGGCAAGUGUGUAUUUGUAACUUUGUCGCUUAUGAAACUAGAAUGUGGUUAAGCAAGGAGUGUUUUCCAAUUUAUCUCAUCCAGCUCACGUUACUGGUUUUUUGAUAUUUUGAGAACAGCCAACAGAUUCCAAAAUCGAAAAUCUGUGAAGGAAACUGAUUAGGCCCAAGAUUGCCAGUGGCCUUAUUGAAUAUUUAACUUUGGAUUUUGGUGUCAGAAUGCUGUGCAUACGAUACAUAUGCAUGUAGAUGCAUGGCGUUGAAGUUACGUCCUUUUUUAAGCACAUUCUUUUGUCAAUAACAGCAAAUAUUGGGCAGGACAAGGUGGCUGUUUAUCCACUUGGAUGUUAGGCGAUUUCUCAACUCAUAAAAUGGUUUAUAAUUUUUUACACGAACAAUAAAUCUAUUUGGUGUAUCUUUUUGUACCCAAUUACACAAUUACAUUCAUCGAUAUACAACGGGGUAUUCCAAAAGCAGAAUAACAGAAAUUUUUACUUUUGAAAUGUAAAAGCAUUGUUUUUUUUUUGAAGUUUUUAUCUAGCGUUAUGCUGCUUCUUUUAGAAUACCGCUGGGAUGAAGUUUUGCUGCCUGAUUUAACAAACUAUGUGAUUUGUCUAAUACUGGAAGUUUUGUAAAUUUAUGUUAUAAGCAUUUGUUUUAUUAUCGAUACCUUAUUUAUUUUUAGCAUUUUUUUCUGUUUUAAAUCUGCGUUGUUCUUCCUAAUGAAUCAGUUUGGUUGGAUCAUCAUAAUUAUUGUAGUGAUGAAUUUCAGAACAAAUUCUGGAAGCUCGUAAUUUUCAACAUGAUAUACGAGUAUCAUGUCUGAGUCAUUUGAGCUUCCAUAUGAAUAAUCUAGUAUUUUAAUAAAACAGAUCUUUAUACAGAUUGGUGAAAUUUUUACUUGUAUAUAUAUAGCGAAACAUUAUUAACGUAUGUUAUGAAGUGGAGAAAAAUAAAG
Messenger RNA from Acanthoscelides obtectus, 10875 nucleotides. The record is from the annotation of a GenBank genome assembly. Lineage: Eukaryota; Metazoa; Arthropoda; Insecta; Coleoptera; Chrysomelidae.